Messenger RNA from Fusarium venenatum, 351 nucleotides. RefSeq lists its product as uncharacterized. Lineage: Eukaryota; Fungi; Ascomycota; Sordariomycetes; Hypocreales; Nectriaceae. The record is from RefSeq and is a predicted model, not a curated record.
AUGGUGCCAAACACAGGACUGCAUGAGCCUUCAGCUACCGACUGGACUGAAGCGGAAAAGGCAGAAUUGGUAGAGUAUUACAAAUUUUGUAUCGAGCAACGAGACAACUGUAUCGAGAGCUUGGAAGCAAUCUGUCAGGAGCAGGAGGAUUUAGAAGUACUGCAUCGGAAGCAGAAGGAUUCAGAGGAAAAGGAUGGAGAUUCAGAUGAUGACCACGAUAAAGAUGUGCAAGUUCAGUACGAUGAUCUCGUUCGCAAAGCUAUUGAUCAGGUAACUCUCAUGGAGGGUUACCUUGACAUCUUGAUUUUCAUCGAAGCUGAGAUGGAGGCGAGUGAUCUGUCUAUUCCUUAG